AGAGGAAGAAGAGUAUAUGGGAAACGCAUCUCACGGUCCAAGAAGAAGUGGACAUUAACCAAAACCAAACCAAUCCAAGUCCAUGAACAGAGAAGUAAUAUAACGGCCUUUCCAUGUACAACCGAAACUGAUUCAUUGAAGUUGAUUGAAUCCAUUUGUAGUGAAUGGGUAGAUGGCGAUCUGCUUCUUUUCUCCUCAACCGUACAGCCUCAAUUUUUAAAUCUCGCCCUUCUCUUCAUCCUAAACUUCUUCUUCUUCCUCCUCCUCCACCCCCUCAAACCUUUGGCCCUAGUUUCUUUACUCUAAGACGCUUUACUGCAAUCCCAUCUCGUGUAUCUGUUUAUUCUGCCGAAUUAGAUUCUGGGUCACAUGAUUUUGACCUUGACUAUGAACUGGAAGCUAACGAAGAUGAAGAGACGGCCAAAAUACCCGUCAAAGCUUACUUUCUUUCUACUAGUAUCAAUUUGAAGAGCAUGCAAGCCGAGAAUUUGAGUGAUGUUAUUCCCCCUUCAUCUCGUUCAUCAAAUUAUAUUGCCCUCAGAUAUUGCGAUUUUCCUUCAGAAAUUUCUGCACUCAGAGGCAAAGAGAAUGUGAGCCACUGCCGUUACAUGGUUGUGUUCCAAUAUGGAUCUGCUGUUCUGUUUAAUAUCGAGGAUCAUGAAGUUGAAAAUUACCUGCAUAUAAUCCGUAGACAUGCUUCUGGGUUGCUCCCUGAGAUGAGGAGAGAUGAUUAUGCCAUAAAAGAGAAGCCGCUAUUGGAUGAGGACAUGCGAGGAGGCCCAGACUAUCUCAUUCUUAAGACAUUGGAUACAGAUAGCAUUCGUAUUAUUGGAAGUGUGCUUGGCCAAAGCAUUGCUUUGGAUUAUUUUGUUUCUCAGGUUGAUGGUAUGGUUCAAGAGUUUGCGGGUAUAAAUCGUGCACUGGAGAAAACAGGAACUUUCACAAUGGAUAGAACAAAGCUCCUUAAACUUGUUGGGAAGGCUAAUUCUAAUCUAGCUGAUGUUAUUCUCAAAGUUGGACUUUUCGAAAGAUCUGAAAUUGCUUGGAGAGAUGCAAAAUAUGCUCAAAUAUAUGAGUACCUUCGUGAGGAGUAUGAGGUUGCACAGCGGUUUGGAAAUCUAGAUUUCAAACUGAAAUUCGUGGAGCACAAUAUUCAUUUCCUCCAAGAAGCUAUCCAAAACAGAAGAUCAGAUCUUUUAGAAUGGUGCAUUAUUUUCCUUUUGACUCUUGAGAAUGUGAUCUCAGUAUAUGAGAUUGUUCGCGAUUCAGCUGGUGCUUCAUUGUAAUUCAACAAGGGAAUUAGAAAAUUUUGGAUGACUUAAUGAAGUGAUUAUAGCAAAUUCAAUUAAUUUAUAGAGCAAAUCAAUUUCUCAUUAUGUAUUUGUAAUGAGACAGUGACUAUAUCAGAAUGAAUUUUUUAUAGAGCAAACGGAUUAUUCAUUAUGAUUGUA
This is a messenger RNA of Pistacia vera, 1451 nucleotides long. RefSeq lists its product as uncharacterized. NCBI's taxonomy places the organism in Eukaryota, Viridiplantae, Streptophyta, Magnoliopsida, Sapindales, Anacardiaceae. The transcript has 7 exons. The record is from RefSeq and is a predicted model, not a curated record. The coding region runs from base 165 to 1286 and encodes 373 amino acids.